CCAGUGCGCCUGCGCGGAUAAACCAGGAAGAGCAAUGGUUCAGUUAUGUUUUGGAAGAAAGAGGAAUAACAAGUCUGACUGCUCUGAGCUCCAGUCCCGAUCAUGAUGGGCUGCCACUGCUGCAGCAGGCUGUGCUCCCGCUCGUCGGCCUACACUCUGGCCCUCGGCCUGGGCUUUGUAACUUUGGGGACCAGUCGCAUCGUGCUCCUCAAAUUCUCCGCCAAUGCUGAGAACAAGUAUGACUUCCUCCCUGCAUCCGUCAAUCUACUCGCUGAGGCGCUCAAACUGCUCUUCUGCCUGGCUAUGUCAGUCAGAGUGAUCGUCCGAGAGGGACGAUCGUGCAGAGAGCUGGGGUGCUCCUCCAGCUCCUCCUUCCUCACCUCCCUGAAGUGGGCUGUCCCUGCUUUCCUCUACUUCCUCGACAACCUCAUCAUCUUCUAUGUGAUGACUUACCUGCAGCCUGCCAUGGCAGUGUUGUUCUCCAACUUCGUCAUCCUGACCACAGCUGUGCUCUUCAGAAUUGUUCUGAAGAGGCGCCUGUCCUGGGUUCAGUGGGCAGCGUUAUUCAUCCUCUUCCUGUCCAUUGUUUCCUUGACGACGGGAUCAGGGAACAGCCAGAACUCUGUGGCUGUUCCAGGUCUCCACUCAAACCCCCUCUCCACCCCCUCCAACUCCUGCCUCCUCUACACACAGCUGCUGGAGCAGAUGAGGAACAGCAGUGCCACUGAGUCGUGGGUGUCAUCCCUGCCCGGCCAGGCCUGGAGGGACAGGGUGGUGCAGAAGCUUCGGUCUCUGGGUGUGGGUCACAUCCUGCUCCUCCUCCAGUGCUUCAUCUCCGCCAUGGCCAACAUCUACAAUGAGAAGAUCCUCAAAGAAGGAGACCAGCUGACUGAGAGCAUCUUCAUCCAGAACAGUAAACUGUACGCCUUUGGUGUGGUGUUUAAUGGUCUGACCCUCGGGCUGGGCAGUGAGGCUCGAGGCCUCACCGUGCACUGCGGCCUCCUCCAUGGACAUAACGUGUACUCCCUGUUACUGGUGCUCGUCACGGCUGCCCUGGGUCUAUCUGUGGCCUUCAUCUUGAAAUUCAGAGACAACAUGUUCCACGUGCUGACGGGCCAGAUCACUACCGUGGUGGUAACCGCCCUCUCCCUCUUCCUCUUUGACUUCCGCCCCUCGCUGGACUUCUUCCUCCAGGCUCCCACAGUCCUGCUGGCCAUCUUUAUCUACAACGCCAGCCGGCCCAAGGACCUGGAGUACAGCCUGCAGCAGGAAAAGCUGCGGGUCAUCAACGGAGAGGUGUUCGAGAGGUCCAGAGGGGACGGCGAGGAGCUGGAGCUGCUGACGAAGCCCAACACAGACAGUGAAUCUGAGGAGGAGUCCUUGUAGUACUGACUUAUGAUGGAAGAUUUUCACUGCUGCUGAUAUUAAGAAGCGAUGUAGUCAUGGACGCAGCGUGGUCACAGAUUUCUGUCUCAGCUCAUUUAUUGAAAUGACUAUCAGCGAGUGAACAGUGACUGACAGUGCUGCUGGACCGUGGGAUGAACUCUGUCAGACACUUGUGAUAGUAACUAAGGCUGUUGUGUAUAUAUUGAAAUGUGCCUGUCAGUAUGAGUGCUGUUAUUUACAUAGUGAAAGAAGCACCAGUUAAACCAUCAGUGUAUGUACUGCUGGGAAAUACUCUAAGUAUCAGUGUAUUUGCCACUUUGGAUCACUAAGGAUUCUUGUUCGGGAUAUUUUGUCUCCUCUGAUGAUUCCUCUUGUUUGUGCAGCUAUUUGACUUGUUCCAGAUGAUUGAUGGGUUUAAUGACCAGAGUUUUAUAAUUGUAAAUGCAAUGAUUGUAAUGAUUGGCUUUAUACUGUUUUUAAUGUCAUUGGCAGCGUGCAAGAGAAGAGUUCAUUCAAUCUAUAGUCAAUAUUUAAACAGUGUUGGAACUUAAGCACCAAAUUCCAGCACAAAGUCACAAACUGCAGCAUCACAAAACACAUUACCAGAAAUGUACACGCACACCAGGACUGUUUCCAUGACAGUGUAUGGAACUUUCUAUUUUUCUGCUCAAUCAGUGUAUUUUCUUAAACAUGAACCAGAACCAUGAGCAUUGACAGAAUUUAGCAGUUAGGAUGCCUGGAUUUCUGAAAGCACAACAAAGUGGCUCCUGGUUCUUAUUUGGCCUUGAACAUUUCUUUGUUUUUUUUGUUUGUUUUUUUUGGUGGAGGAUUGAUGUAGUACAACUGUGAUAUAUAAUUCUUGUGCCAUAAAGUUUGAACAUAUGCCAGUUGUUCUGAAAUAAACUGCAAGUGAAGUGGUUUAA
Epinephelus fuscoguttatus (brown-marbled grouper) is the source of this 2309-nucleotide messenger RNA. RefSeq names its product solute carrier family 35 member A5 (gene slc35a5). Gene Ontology annotation, biological process: pyrimidine nucleotide-sugar transmembrane transport. Gene Ontology annotation, molecular function: pyrimidine nucleotide-sugar transmembrane transporter activity. The transcript has 10 exons. The record is from RefSeq and is a predicted model, not a curated record. Gene Ontology annotation, cellular component: Golgi membrane. NCBI's taxonomy places the organism in Eukaryota, Metazoa, Chordata, Actinopteri, Perciformes, Serranidae. The coding region runs from base 103 to 1386 and encodes 427 amino acids.